Messenger RNA from Neofelis nebulosa (Clouded leopard), 6583 nucleotides. It is a transcript of the gene PCDHB5, whose product is annotated as protocadherin beta 5. Gene Ontology annotation, cellular component: plasma membrane. Gene Ontology annotation, biological process: homophilic cell-cell adhesion. The transcript has a single exon. Gene Ontology annotation, molecular function: calcium ion binding. The record is from RefSeq and is a predicted model, not a curated record. Lineage: Eukaryota; Metazoa; Chordata; Mammalia; Carnivora; Felidae. The coding region runs from base 765 to 3152 and encodes 795 amino acids.
UAAUAGAAGUCAGAAGCAUGCUUACAUUUAGCAGGGAGGGUAAUGAGCACACAAAAACAGAAGGGGGCUUCAAGGGUUUUGGUAACCGUUUUAAUUUGGGUUCUACUUAUACAAGUGUGCUCACUUCAUGAAAAUGUAUUGAGUUUUACACUUAGAAUGUGUACCCUUUUCUGAUAUAUAUUUCAAAAUAGUGACUUUUUAAAAAUUGUAAACUUUUGUAAACAUCAGUUAUCACUUAUUUCUUAAAUAUAAUCAAACCCACAAGAGAAAGUUUCUUCUCAAAAUGUAUUUUAUGAAGAACACUAAUAUAUUAUUUCAGUUUGUUCUGAAAAGUGUUCUUUUACUGAAAGCUAACCCAACAGAUAUUUCUUUAGAACUUCCACUACUUAAGAACUGGAGAAACGAUCGGGCGCACUUCUGUGACUUAAAAGGACAUUGGUAUGACAACAGUUAUAAUUUGGAAUGAAAUGACAAAUACUAUAUGCAAUAGUAAAUAAGGACGCCUGGUGGCGCUGCAGGCUAGGAGUAUGAAUGAAAAGCUCUGUGACUAUGCCGGACGCCAUUAAGCUGGGACUCAGAAUAAUGAAUGCUUCCUGAAAGACGGAAGUAUUUUAGGUAAGAUCUAGGGGCAGAUGUCUUCAGAGAGGACAUCAUUCUAGGGCGAGUCAGUCAGAAAGAUCUAAUUCAAGGUUAUUUAACCAAAUCAUCUGGGUCGACCGUAUACAGAGGUGAAGAAACUGCACCACAUGAAUUUGGUCUGAACAAUGGAGACAGCGCUAGCAAAAACGCCACAGAAAAGGCAAGUUCUCUUUCUUGCUAUAUUGAUGCUUUUGUGGGAGGCUGGCUGUGACUCAAUUAGGUAUUCCAUUCCAGAAGAAACAGAAAGUGGCUCCUUUGUGGCCAACCUGGCAAAGGACCUGGGGCUCAGGGUGGGGGAACUAGCUACUCGAGGCGCGCGAAUCCAUUACAAAGGAAACAAACAGCUCUUGGAACUGGAUGUAGAAACCGGGAAUUUGCUGCUAUAUGAAAAACUAGACCGGGAGGUGCUGUGCGGAGUGACAGAUCCCUGUAUACUGUACUUCCAGUUAUUACUGGAAAACCCAGUGCAGUUUUUUCAGGCUGAUCUGCAGCUUACAGAUAUAAAUGACCAUUCCCCAGAGUUCCUAGACAAGGAAAUGCUCCUCAAAAUCCCAGAAAGUGUUCAGCCUGGGACUGUAUUUCCUUUGAAAAUAGCUCAGGACUUUGACAUAGGUAGCAACACUGUUCAGAACUACACAAUCAGCCCCAACUCCCAUUUUCAUGUUGUCACUCAUAAUCGCGGAGAUGGCAGAAAAUACCCAGAGCUCAUGCUGGACAAAUCGCUGGACCGGGAGGAGCAGUCUGAACUCAGUUUAACCCUUACGGCGCUGGAUGGUGGGGAUCCACCUAGGUCCGGGACCACUGCAGUCCGUAUUGAAGUCGUGGACAUCAAUGAUAAUGCCCCUGCGUUUUUACAGUCGCUCUAUGAGGUACAGGUCCCGGAGAACAGCCCCCCAAACUCCUUAGUUGUCGUUGUCUCUGCCCAAGAUUUAGAUGCAGGAACAUAUGGGAAUGUACGCUACACUCUAUUCCAAGGCAAUCAAGUUAUUCAACCAUUUGUAGUAGACGAAAUAACAGGAGAAAUUCAUCUGAAAAAGGCAUUGGAUUUCGAGGCAACUCGAUACUAUAACGUGGAAAUUGCAGGCACGGACGGUGGGGGCCUUUCAGGAAAAUGCACUGUAGCUAUAGAAGUUGUGGAUGUGAAUGACAACGCCCCCGAACUGACCAUGUCAACGCUCACAAGCACAACCCCAGAAAACUCCCCAGAGACUGUAGUUGCUGUUUUCAGUGUUUCUGAUCCAGACUCCGGGGACAACGGUAGGAUGGUUUGCUCCAUCCAGAACGAUCUUCCCUUUCUCUUGAAACCCACAUUCAAGAACUUUUACACCCUAGUUACAGAAAAGCCACUGGACAGAGAAAGCCAAGCUGAGUACAACAUCACCAUCACGGUCACCGACUUGGGGACCCCCAGGCUGAAAACGCAGCACAACAUAACCGUGACGGUCUCCGACGUCAACGACAACGCGCCCGCCUUCAGCCAAACCACCUACACCCUGCGCGUCCGCGAGAACAACAGCCCCGCCCUGCACAUCGGCAGCGUGAGCGCCACGGACAGGGACUCGGGCGCCAACGCCCAGGUCACCUACUCGCUGCUGCCGCCCGCGGACCCGCAGCUGCCCCUGGCCUCCCUGGUGUCCAUCAACGCGGACAACGGGCAGCUGUUCGCGCUCAGGUCCCUGGAUUACGAGGCGCUGCAGGCGUUCGAGUUCGGCGUGCGCGCGGCCGACCGCGGCUCGCCCGCGCUCAGCAGCCAGGCGCGGGUGCGCGUGCUGGUGCUGGACGACAACGACAACGCGCCCUUCGUGCUGUACCCGCCGCAGAACGGCUCUGCGCCCUGCACCGAGCUGGUGCCCAGGGCGGCCGAGGCGGGCUACCUGGUGACCAAGGUGGUGGCGGUGGACGGCGACUCGGGCCAGAACGCCUGGCUGUCGUACCAGCUGCUCAAGGCCACGGAGCCCGGGCUGUUCGGCGUGUGGGCGCACAACGGCGAGGUGCGCACGGCCCGGCUGCUGAGCGAGCGCGACGCCGUCAAGCACAGGCUGGUGGUGCUGGUCAAGGACAAUGGCGAGCCGCCGCGUUCGGCCAGCGUCACGCUGCACGUGCUGCUGGUGGACGGCUUCUCGCAGCCCUACCUGCCGCUCCCGGAGGUGGCGGCGGCCGAGGCGCGGGCAGACCCGCUCACCGUCUACUUGGUCGUGGCUUUGGCGUCCGUGUCGUCGCUCUUCCUGUUCUCGGUGCUGGUGUUCGUGGCGGUGCGGCUGUGCAGGCGGAGCGGGGCGGCGUCUGCGGGUCGCUGCUCGGGGCCCGAGGGCCACUUUCCGGACCACCUGGUGGACGUCAGCGGCGCGGGGACGCUGUCCCAGAGCUACCAGUAUGAGGUGUGUCUGACGGGAGGCUCGGAGACCAGUGAGUUCAAGUUCUUGAAGCCGAUUAUCCCGAACUUCCCUCCCCAGGGCAUUGGAAAGGAAAUGGAGGAAAACGCCACCUUCAGGAAUAGCUUUGGAUUCAAUUAGGGAUCUGAUCACAAUGCCGUGAGUUUUGUCAUUUAUCUCUAAUUUCCCCUAAUACCGAGUUUGAGAGCGUCAUGGAGAAAAAUCCCACCUUCAGGUAUGAUUUCCCUGAAUUUAUCCUUUUCAACUUUAUCUUGCCCAAUUUUGGGAAAACUGAAUUCUCUGUCACUGCAUCUAUGUAUACACAGUGCCAUCCCAAAUCUAUGCAUGCUGUUGACUUUACUAAAAUGUUUGCUUUUGAUGGUAUUUGUCAGGAUAAGCUGUAUUAAUGAAAUCAAAUACUGUUUUUCUCUGUAUUCUGUCCAUUAUGUUUCAUCACACUGUUUUUGAUGCUAAAUAGCAAAAAUAAAAAGGUUUUACAUAAUUUUAUUUUGUUUUCAAAGGAAUACAUGCAAAUGAUAAUGAAUGUAAUAUGUGAGAAAACUUGACAAAAAGCACCAAUGUUCUAACUACUCUUCUUUCCUAGCUUUCAUCCAUACUGGCAAACAUUUUUUAAACAAUUUUUAUUGAAUUAUACAUACAGAAAAGGGAACGAAUCAUAAUUUCAAUGUGUUUUCAGAAAGUUAACAUACUUGGUACCAGCAUCUUGGUGGUUAGUAAUGAAACGUUACUAACAUUUCAGGUGCCACACAAAUUACCCCUUAAAGUCACUACCAGCCCAAGUAUAACAAUAUCCUGACUUCCAAUACUAUGAUUUACUUUUGCCUGUUUUGAAUUUAUAUAAUUGGAAUAGUAGAGUAUGAACUGCUUUGUGUCUGGCUGAUUUCACUCAACAUUAUGUUUAUGAUAUUUGUCCAUGACAAUGCUUUUAAUUUUAGUUUUUCAUUCUCAUUGCUGUAUAGUAUUCCACUGUAUGAAUAUUUUACAAUUUAUGACCCAUCCCACUAUAGACGGAUAUUUGGGUUGGUGCACAGUUUGCCUGUUUGAAUAGUACUACUUUGAACAUUCUCAUACACGUCCUUUGGCAAACAUGUAUAUGCAUUUCUGUUGGUAUAUACCUAGGGGUGAAAUUGCUGCUCAUUUAGUAAGUACAUGUUCCCUUUUUGUAGAUUCUUCCAAAUAGUUUCCAAAGUGGUUGUACCAGUUUACACUGCUCUCAGUACUGUCUGGAUGUACCAGUUCCUCCAUAUUUUUGCCCACACUUUCAUUUUAUCCCUUUGGAAAGUACCUUUAAACCUUUUUAUUUCUAGUCCUUCUUAUAUUCUUUUUUUAUUACUAAAGAAUAUGUUUGUAACCUUUUCAUAAAGUCUAAACAAUUUCCUUAAUUUUCUGCUACUGUUGUCUAGUACCUAGCACACUUAAAACUUCUCUCAUUCAUCCUUUACAUAGAGCUCUGUCACUAUUUUCCAGUACUUCCCUGAACAAGCUGAAACCCUCCAUUUAUUGUUCAUAACAACAGUUCAUUUCAUUUACUUGUCUGACAGAAAAAAUACAAUUCUUAUUUUUUUCUCUUACUUCUUUCUCCCUUACACUUUACAACCUCUGUCAAAUUAACUUACACUUUUAUAUAGUCCAGAUUGAUGACAUUUUUACUCUAUAACCAUAGCUAAGAAUAGAAUUCCCCCUUUUGUCUGUAUAUCUGUUGUAGAAUCUGAAAUCAAUAUUAAAAAUUCACUUUUAAUGACCAUUAUAUUAUGAAUGCCCUGUACCCAAAGAUCACAAGGACACACUGGAUCAGAACAAAGCUGAGUUUAUUGACUUGUUGUAACAAGGGAGACUGCACGUUCUGGGAAAGCUUUGGUCACCUUAGUAAUAGCUCCUUAAAAAAGUAUAAGGCUUUUGUUUGGUAGUUUUGCAUAGGGCUCAAGGAAGUAGCCCUGGACUGGAUGCUUCCAGUGAAUGGGAGUAAUUCUAUUAUAGAGUAUCUUAUUGAAUUCUAUUCAGGAAAUGAGAAGAACAAAGGGAGGUUAAAAUGUAAUUGUUUUUUUAAAAACCAGCAUUCAAUCAUAAUCAGCCAGGACAGAGUACUCUGGGCAUUGUUUUGGUUUAUACAACGUUCUUGUUUUUGACUGUGCUCAAGCAUGAUCAUGAUGUCAUCUUAUUGCAGUUUUGUUCCAUCUGAUCACAAUCCCUCUUUAAUGAUGUUGUUCUGUGAAGUUGUUUAUAUUCAACAGGAGAUCAUGGCCUAUUGUGAGUGCCACGCCAAUUCCUAUGUAUAAGAGACUGAUUUUCUCAAAAUAUUCAUUGCACUAUAAAAUUCCUAGAAGAAAGCAUAGGAGAAAAGCUUCAUGACAUUGAAUUUGGUGGUGAUUUCUUGGCUUUCACACCAGAAGCACAUGGAACAAAGCGAAAAUAGACCAAUGAGACUACAUCAAACUUAAAAAAUUUUGUGCACCAAAGAACACCAUCAACAGUGAAAAGGCAACCUAUGGAAUGGGAGAAAAUAUUUGCAAAUACUAUAUCUGAUAUGGGAUUAAUGUCCAUAAUAUUUAAGAACUCCUACAACCCAACAAAAACAAAAAAAUCAAAUAACCUGAUUAAAAAAUGAGCAAUGGACUUAGAUAUUUCUCCAGAGAUGAUAUGCAGACGACCAACAAACAUAUGAAAAAAUGUUCAACAUCACUAAUCAUCAGAGAAAUGGAAAUCCAAACCACAAUGUAGUGUCACCCUACACACAUUAGGACGACUGCUAUCAAAAAAAAAAAAAAAACCAAACCAGAAAAUAGCAAGUGUUCAAAAGAAUGUGGAGAAACUAUUCCCUCCGUGCAAUGUUGGUGAGAUUGUAGAAUGGUGCAACUGCUAUAAAAACAGUAUGAAGUCUUCUCAAAAAAGUGUAAAAGAGAACUUCUAUAUGAUCUGGCAAUCCCAUAUCUGGGUAUAUACCUAAAGGAAUUGAAAGUAGGGUCUCAAAGAUAUUUGUGCACCCAUGUUCAUAGCAGCAGUAUUCACAACUGGCCAGAGAUGGAACCAACCCAAAUACCCAUGUAUGGAAUCUUAAAAAAGGAAGGGAAGCCUAUCACAUGCUACAACAUGGAUGAACUUUGAGGGCAUUAUUCUAAGUGAAAGAAGAUAGUCACAAAAAGGCAAAUACAGUAUGAUUCCACUUAUAUGAUGUAUCCAAGGUUGUUAAAUUCAUACAAACAGAAAGUAGAAUGGUGCCUACCAGGGACUGGGGGAGGAGGAAAAGGAGAGUUUUUGUUUGAUGGGUAUAGAGUUUCAGAUUUGCAAAAUGGAAACGUUCUGGAGAUCUGCUUCCCAACAAUGUGAAUGUACUUAACACUAUGGAACUGUAUACCUCAAAAUGGUUAUGAUGGUAAAUUUUGUGUUACAUUUUUUAACCGCAGUGAAAUACAUUGCUCAUUGCAGAGCCAUAUUACUUAAGGACUGUAUUUUCUGCUCCUUUGAUCUACUGUUGUGUUUCCUGUGCCAUUGAAAAUACAGUGUUCGUAGAAUCAAGAUAAAAUAAAUUCACCAUUUUAUUUUAUUUUACUUUA